Molecule: messenger RNA, 405 nt
Organism: Protopolystoma xenopodis
Lineage: Eukaryota; Metazoa; Platyhelminthes; Monogenea; Polystomatidea; Polystomatidae
Source: the annotation of a GenBank genome assembly
AUGUACACAAACAUAUCAGGUGAGAAGGCAGUAAGCGCUUUGCUGGAGAUAUUGAAGCGAGAAGAGGACAUCCUGGAGGCAGAACAGAUACGGAAAGAAUCGUUAACACGACUGAUCAACCUGACAGUAAGGAUCCCAUAUUUUACAUUUAGCGACAGUAUCUACGAGCAAAUAUUUGGACUACCGAUGGGAUCUCCACUCUCACCUCUUUCGGCAAAUGUGUACAUGGACAAGUCAGAAAGGAAAUUCGAGAAGUUACCACUGAAACUAAGAGUGCUUAUGCGAUACUUGGAUGACUACUUUGCACUUUGGUCAUAUGGUAAGGAAAAUUUAAAUGAAUCCCCCAAUUUCAUUAACCAACUUGAUGAAAGAAUUACAUUCACAAUGGAGGUGGAGGAUGAAUAA